Photinus pyralis (common eastern firefly) is the source of this 1853-nucleotide messenger RNA. RefSeq names its product nucleolin-like. Bases 164 to 1690 code for a protein of 508 amino acids. Lineage: Eukaryota; Metazoa; Arthropoda; Insecta; Coleoptera; Lampyridae. The transcript is spliced from 4 exons. The record is from RefSeq and is a predicted model, not a curated record.
UGACCGACAUUCUGGCCCCUCUUCGGGCAACGAAAACUGAAGAAGGGGCGAAGACCGCUUUAUGCUGAAUUACACAGGCAAUCAUUAAGUUACUGGUAGUACAUAAAUCAUCGUACUUCAAUUUGUAGUUGUUUUUAUAACAGAGGAUUUAAUCCGAAUCAACAUGCGAUUGUCGCUCAUCUUUGAGUUGCUAUUAAUCUUUGUGUUAUUAGCAUUCGCGGCAUCCAGAGUAAUUGAUUCUAAAGGAUUACCAAACAACCGGAGAUACUCGAUACGCAAAUCAAGAAGGGUUAACCACAAGGUACGACAGGAUGUCAGCAACUACUGCAACUGUUCAACUAAGCUCUGCAAUUGCUGUCGAGAUUUUAACUUCCCCGUUGUUUCCGUACGGGGACCGGGUUGCGCAACCCUUCAGUACCUGCAGGGAGAUCGACUCGCCGUUUCGUUGAGCUUUGGAGAACGUGUACUUUCUAAUACGACGAUAUCAGGCAGGAAACCAAAACCGAUAUGCAUGCAGUUGCCGGGUGGAGUUUCAAAAUUCUGCGGUCGAGUUUAUGGCAUCACUCGUGAAGGUGAAGAUUUUAAAGCGUGCCUGGGACUUGAACUUAGAGCGUUACAAGACAUAGAAGCGUCACUACGCGUGUCUUGCUUCCGCUUUGGACCUAAAGGACUAAAAGUAGAACCGGCUCAACAACUUCCAGUGGUAAAUAUCCAGAAUAACAAAGAUAAAGAUGAAGAUGAUGACGACGACGACGAUGACGACGACGAUGAAUACGAUUUUGACGAUGACGACGAUGAAUAUGACAAUGACGUUGACGCAGUCGAUUACACAGGAUUUAGCGUAUUCGACGACGACUUCGUUGGUGAUUUAUUUGGCGUGGAAACAGAAUCCGAAAGUAACAAAGUGAAAAAACCAACUCCUGUCAAAAAGGUUCCGGUGGCGCCCACAAAAGCUCCUUUAAAAUCUCGUCCAAGUAAGCCGUUGAUUAAAAAGUCUACAGUUAAACCACUGGUAAAAGCAACGACUGCCAAACCAGUGACUAAAGUUACAUUUACACCAACAGUAACAUCCACUGGUAAACCAGUGACCGAUAAGCAUGCGCAAGGUACUCCUGAAAAUGUUGCCGAAAAACUACCAACAGUUUCACAGCAACCGACAGUCACUACCGCCGCUGUUUUGCUACAAAAUCUUUCCGAUAUAUCGAGCGCAAAACCAGCAUCAGUGGAAUUAACAACGGUCAGUGCGGUUUCGUCAGAAACAAGUGCCAUGGAAGUAACAACUUUCAGAGCGGAAACGUCGAGUACACCACCGCAAGAAGAUGAGGAAGAUAACAGUACGGAAGUUGUGGAAAACUUAAUUAUAAAGGAUGGGGAAGAUGAUGCAGAUGACGACGAUGAAGAUGAUGAUCCCAUAUCCGCGGCAGUUGAAGACGUUUUAGGCGAAGGUUCUGACAGUUCAGUAAAGAACAAAACUGUUACCGCCGAGGGAAACUCGGAAAAGGUUGUGAAGCCGCAACAUUCGGAGGAUGUGGUUGAUGAGAUAGUCGAUGGGAUGGUGGACACGUUAACUGGCGAAGAUUCCGAAAAGGUACCCAAGAAAGACCAGAUAUCGUCUGAAAACAAGAAUAAACGCGAAAAGGAUGACGAUGACGAAUAUGACGACGAUGAGGAGGAUGACGAUGACAGAUAAGAGCGUACCAAAGAACAAAAAAACGAAUCGCGCACAUUAUCGGUUGGUGCUAUAUUUAGUUAAGUUAUUUAUUAUUAUUUAUUGAAGCUUUUGUAAUGUACAUACGUUGAGUGUAAUUUAGUGUUGAAUUAGUUUCGUUUUUAAUAAAACAACUUUGUUAUAA